This is a messenger RNA of Penicillium brevicompactum, 1587 nucleotides long. RefSeq lists its product as uncharacterized. The record is from RefSeq and is a predicted model, not a curated record. The transcript has 4 exons. Bases 1 to 1587 code for a protein of 528 amino acids. NCBI's taxonomy places the organism in Eukaryota, Fungi, Ascomycota, Eurotiomycetes, Eurotiales, Aspergillaceae.
AUGGCUGUCAAUCCGGAGCAUGUGGGCUCCAUUGUCGAUGUGAAGCCUCAGUAUGAAACUGAAAGUCGUCAAGAGCUUACCCAUUCGGCUUCCUUUUGGAGCACUUCAACAGAAGUCGACCCCUCAGCUAUCGGUGCACAGGAUGACGGAUGCGAUGUGGUUUGGGGGCCACUGCCUCCGAAUUGUAUAUGUAGGCAACAUGAAGCCACAGGGCUGUUCGUGGGACAUGAUUGUGUUUCUUUCGAUCGACGUUGCAUGUUGAGUUUCUUGAAAAAGACCUCCCACGCACAAAAAUACCUUCAACCUCUCUGUGAGAGCUGGAAAUUUGAUCCAGCAGAUAUCAAAAAGGGCUUGUACACGUCAGUGGCGAUCAGCUUGGAAGGACAAAGCUUGAAAAAAUUCAAGCUUCUCACUUUCGAUGCUUUGGCACAGCAAGCGCUGGGUAUCUCUGCGCCAGAGAUUUUGGAUUUCUGUUUGAGGUACCAAUGGCUCAAUGCAAGAAUCUACUACUACUUCAUUAAGCGACGCCGUCAUGUACAGCACUUGGUCAAAGUCAAAAAAGAGCUGGACAUCUUGGAUGCUGAUCCUUUCAUAUGCGCUGUGAUUCAGAACGCAUAUGAAUGUGUUGUUGCAGGACAAAUAAAAGAUGCAGAUCUGGAUUUGCCGCUUUGCUUCUUCAUCACCGAGCCCCUGAAAGGGCUAUUCCAAAAGCAUAAGUCUACUGGAGUCAUCCUGCAACAAUUGAAGUUGCUGAAGUCUCGUUUUGCCAGCUUCUGUGACAAUGCCCUCAGGAAUUGGAAUGAACCGUUCGACACCAAUACAGAAUUUUUCGACGAGUUUCGAUCUUUAGGGCCUGUAGCACUUGCGAGGUCUUUGUCUGAAACGGCUCAUGCGUCCUAUCAGAAGCUCAAGAUAAAUUCUUUCAAAAGAGAACGUCAAGCCCUACAGAACCUGAAUGAAAUCAGCAAUCGCUUAUGUUGCUCAGUGAAGGAAUGUUCAGACGCUGGAGUCCUAAGUGCCUCAGAACUACUUCAACUUUCCAAGGAGCUCUGUUGUCUUCGUAAUUUCUUUUCUAUGAGAGCUGUUCGCGACGGCAUGAAAUAUAGCGGCUCUUUAAAAGAGACUGUGCAACAAAUUGAUAGCCUUGUCAACAUACAGCAUGAGCUCAAUGGCUCAACUCCUGCGUUAUAUUCAGUGCUUCAAGCCGGGAAGCAAGCAGCGCAAGGGGACUUUUCACUUGCUGAAAAACUUAUCAAGAUGUGUUCGUCCUACUCGGUCCAAAGCUCUACAUCGGCAGGCAAAAAAGCUUCAUCUCUCAAACUCAUGCACCCUAUUGAUGAUGGAAAGCUUUUGAGGCGGAAGAACGAAGAGCAUAUUCCAGCUCCUUCUGACGAGUUGUUUAGGACUGCACCUUUUAGCGCAGGUGUAUUUUCAGACCAAGAGCCCUCAAGGAACGAACAGAUGCAGUACGGCCCCACGACCCCAGCGAGCAUUGUCGAGGGAAAUGGAUGCCUACAUUCCCGCCGAGGUUUCAAAUUGCAAUUAUGGACAUGGCUUUUGAGGGCUCAAUCUUUCUGUGUGGAGUAA